AUGUCUAAGGUGUCCUUUCAGCAAACUGAAAAGUCGAAGCAAGUUUAUGAGCUGGAAUCCAAGUACGGUGCUCACAACUACCACCCGCUAGAAGUAGCCUUGUGUCGUGGCGAAGGAGCCUAUGUGUGGGAUGUUGAAGGAAAUAAGUACCUUGAUUUUCUGUCCGCGUAUAGUGCGGUGAGCCAAGGUCAUUGCCACCCAAAAAUUGUGAAGGCCUUCAUCGAUCAAGCUCAACAGCUCACACUUGUCUCAAGGGCCUUUUAUAGCGAUGUCCUCGGCAAAUACGAGGAGUACAUAACGAAGUUGUUUGGAUAUGAUAAAGUUCUUCCUAUGAAUACAGGUGUGGAGGGAGGCGAGACAGCUCUCAAAUUGGCUCGCAAGUGGGGUUACCAAGUGAAGAAGAUACCGGAGAAUGAAGCUAUUAUCAUAUUUGCUGAAGGUAAUUUCUGGGGCCGCACACUAGCUGCAUGCUCGUCGUCUACUGAUCCAACUUGCUACUCUGAGUAUGGGCCAUUUAUGCCUGGUUUCAAGAUUGUACCUUAUGACGAUAUUCCUGCUCUCGAGAAGGAAUUAAAGAAUCCACAUGUUGCUGCUUUUAUGGUUGAACCAAUUCAAGGCGAAGCUGGUGUUCGUGUUCCAUCUGACGGAUACCUUCGUAAAGUCCGCGAGCUCUGCACCAAGUAUAAUGUACUUUGGAUUGCAGAUGAGGUUCAAACCGGUCUUGGUCGUACUGGCCGACGUCUCUGUGUUGACCACGAGAAUGUGAAGCCAGAUAUCGUUAUCCUGGGAAAGGCCCUGUCUGGUGGGUUAAUGCCGGUAUCCGCUGUGCUAGCUAAUGACGAAGUUAUGCUGACAAUCAGGCCUGGUGAACAUGGAUCGACUUACGGAGGCAACCCAUUGGCCUGUCGCGUCGCUAUGGCUGCUCUUGAGGUUCUUGAGGAAGAGAACCUUGCUCAACGUGCCGAUGCUCUGGGGAAACUAUUCCGAGAUUCCCUAGCCGGCUUGCCAAAGGACGUAGUCGUGUGUGUACGCGGCAAGGGUCUCUUGAAUGCCAUUGUUGUCGAUGAUAAAUAUGAUGCUAUGGAUAUUUGCUACAAACUACGCGAUAACGGAAUCCUUGCGAAACCCACUCACAAAACAAUCAUCCGAUUUGCUCCAGCGUUGGUCAUUAGCGAAAAAGAGAUAAAAGAAGCCUGUGAAAUUAUCCACAGGGUCAUUGCUACGUAUGCGCGAUGUUAA
This is a messenger RNA of Mesocestoides corti, 1239 nucleotides long. The record is from the annotation of a GenBank genome assembly. NCBI's taxonomy places the organism in Eukaryota, Metazoa, Platyhelminthes, Cestoda, Cyclophyllidea, Mesocestoididae.